AUGUCCAAAAAGGUGUUCAUUCUUUUGCUGAUUGCUGCGAUUGUUCAUGACGCCGCUUCUAAUGCCGUGGAAAGGUUCAAAAGGUCUGGGCUUCUGGAAUUUGCCGUAAGGAAUGUGAAGCGAAGCACUGUAAUUUACAACAUUGCUAUCACACGGAUGGUCACGAAGGGGACUGCAAACAUGUCGCAUGUAUGGCAGCAUUGA
Molecule: messenger RNA, 204 nt
Organism: Cooperia oncophora
Lineage: Eukaryota; Metazoa; Nematoda; Chromadorea; Rhabditida; Trichostrongylidae
Source: the annotation of a GenBank genome assembly